CUUGCCUGCGGGAGGUGGGGGCGUUGCCGUGGUAACCGCAGUAAACCAGGCCUUGGGAAGAAGCUGUGACUGGGAGCACGCUGCGGAGUCGCCCCUUUGAGAGGAAAUGAAGGAACCAGAUGAUCAGGAUGCUGAUGAGGGGAAAUCAGAUAAGUCAAAGAGUGAUGCACACCAAUCUCAAGAGUCCUCUAAAUCUGUACCAAGGUCUACUCUAAAAGAUACUACAGAUGAACCAUUAACUGAAGGGGAAGAAUCAGAUUUAGAGGAUAAUGACUCAGAUAUGCUGUCAGAUAUGGAAGGAAGUACAAUUUCAUUUCAAUAUGAUUUUGUGGAAAACCUCGGAGAAUCUCAGUAUGUGGAGACUCCAGCCCCAGCUGAGGAAGAGGCAGAGGAGGAAGUUCAGAAGAAAAUAUCUGAGAGUUUCUUCUAUGAUUAUACGGCGCUAGCUUCUAUGCCUUUUGUGACUUCAGAUUCGACCGUACCACUGGAUCUUCUCGUACUGGAACAUUCCUUUGGCUAUGACUGCAGAAAGAGGGCCAACCUCCAGCUUCUGGACAGCAACACCCUUUUGUACGUAGCCGGGAACCAGCUGAUCUUGCUGAACUACAAAACCAAGGAGCAGACCUACCUGCGAAGCAGCAGUGGUAGAGGGAUUGGUGUCAUUGGGGUUCACCCCCAGAAAACUUAUUUCAUAGUAGCUGAGAAAGGAAAUUUUCCAGAUAUUAUCAUCUAUGAAUACCCUUCCCUGAGGCCCUACAGAAUCCUUCGAGAUGGGACUGAGUUGGCAUAUGCAUACGUGGACUUUAACUCCAGUGGUACCUUGCUGGCUUCUGUUGGUGGUAACCCUGAUCACACACUGACCAUCUGGAACUGGAAAGAGGAGCAGACCAUACUGAGGACAAAAGCUUUUUCCCAGGAAGUUUUUAAGGUUUCUUUCAAUCCUGAAGACGACGAGCAGCUUACCACAUCAGGAGUAGGCCAUAUCAAGUUCUGGGAAAUGGUUUUCACAUUCACAGGCCUCAAGCUUCAGGGUUCAUUAGGUCGAUUUGGUAAAACAGCCACUACUGAUGUAGAAGGUUACAUGGAGUUCCCGGAUGGGAAGGUGCUCUCAGGGUCAGAAUGGGGCAAUAUGUUGGUUUGGGAAGCUGGCCUCAUCAAAGUGGAGCUCUGUCGAUCUGCAAGGAAAUCUUGUCACCAAGGUCACAUUAACCAGAUAAUGCUAGAUGAGGGUGAAGUUAUCACUAUUGGGUCAGAUGGAUGGAUUAGGAUAUGGGAUUUUGAGACAAUAGAUACUGCUGAUGCUGUAGAUGAUACUGGAUUGUUAGAGAUUGAGCCCAUUAAUGAACUUCAAGUAGACAAGAAUGUUCAACUCUUCUCUAUGAUAAAGAUGAACGAAGUUGGAAAUAACCUUUGGAUGGCUCAGGAUGCCAGUGGAGCCAUGUGGAAGCUUGACCUUAGUUUUUCAAAUAUUACUCAAGAUCCAGAAUGCCUCUUCUCCUUCCAUUCUGGAGCUGUAGAAGCCUUGGCUGUCUCUCCUCUCACUUAUCUCAUGGCCACUACUGCCUUGGACUGCUCUGUUCGAGUCUAUGAUUUUGCUAGCAAAACGCCUUUAACACAGAUGAAAUUCAAACAAGGAGGUACAGCCCUUGCUUGGGUACCCCAAAUGGUAAACUUCAGUGGAGCACAAAUUAUUGUAGGAUUUGAAGAUGGGGUUGUUCGCAUCCUUGAACUUUAUGAUCCAAAAGGACUCACACUUUUUGCAGGACGGAAGAAAAUUUCAGAUGCAGAAAUUAGUUUGAAACAAGUUUUCAAACCCCAUACUGCUCAGGUCACUGCUUUAGCUUAUGAACGUGAUGGAGAAAUUCUGGCCACAGGGAGUAAAGAUCAAACAGUAUUCUUCUUUGAAGUGGAAAAUGGUUAUAGACCAAUCGGUUAUAUUAAUACUCCUGGACCUGUUUGCCAGUUAAUGUGGUCUCCCAUGGCUCACCCUGAAAGUACGUUACUGGUGCUAUGUGAGAAUGGCUAUGUUCUUGAAGCUCCAUGUCCAGCCAUAAAGGAGGACGGGGAGGAUCGCGACAUCGUCUCCUAUGAAAUCAAAGACAUGCCCAUAAAAUACUUCCAUUUCUCAAGUGUCAAAUCUAAGAUCCUGAGGUUUAUAGAAAUUGAAAAGAGAAAGGCACUGAAGGAGUUGAAAGAGAAGGAAAGGGAAGAAAGGAGGCAGCUCGCCGCAGAGCGUGGCGAAGAGGAAGUGGAGGAAGAGGAGGAGGAGGAGGAGGAGCAGCCAUUACCUGAGAUCUUUGUUCCACCAACCCCUUGUCACAUCCUCUGUGGAUUUUAUUCUGAACCAGGGAAGUUCUGGGUUUCUUUGGGUGGCUAUGAUUCUGGUUUUCUGUAUCACUGUGUAUUCCUCCCACAUGACACAAGCAUUAAUAUCACAGAAAGGAAAGAUGAGGCUAUUGAUUUCCGUCUUCUUGAGGAUACAGAGGAUAAUCCUGUCCAAACUAUUACUUUCAGUACUGACCAGGUUAUGAUGUUUUGUGGAAUGCGAAAUGGAGCAAUUCGAGUCUAUAUCCUGAAAGAGAACGAUCCUUCACUGACCUCCCUGGUGGACUACUGGCACUGCAGCAUUCACGACAAUGACUACGGCUGCGUGAAAGCCCUUGCGACUAGCUUUGAUGGCCGCUUCUUGGUGACUGCUGGAGCAGAUAGUAAUAUCUUUGUUUUCAACGUUUUUUCUGAAUUUGAGUUAAAGGAAAUCCUCAAAGCCAAAGUGCCUUCUCCUAGGCUUGGAAUUGAAAGAGAACCAAUUCCACAAGAUAUUGAAGACCCCAAAGCCUAUAGUAUUGAGAAUGCUAGGAGAAAAAGAGAACAUGAUAAGUUAAUGAAAGAGGUGGAAGAAAUAAAAGCUGGGAAGAGAGAAAAACUCAAAGCUUUGAGGAAUGAAUUUAGGAAACUACUGAAAAUGAAUGAAAAAUUACCACAGCAUAUGCAGUUUAAACGGACAGAUUUUGAUGUAGAUUCCAAAAUUCGUGCUGCGAUUGAUAGAAAAACAGUUCACAAAAUUAAAAAAGUGGAAAGCGAAUUAGCUUGGGAAAAAGAGAAGUAUCACCUUGGCCUAAUGAAGCUACAGAAUAGAUUUCGUGACUCACUGGAAAGUGAUGUUAUUGUGGUUAAUGCCAUACAAAGUGAUCACAAGAUAGCCUCCUAUAGACUUGUGAAGCCCUCCAAAUACUCCAAAUUCAAACGGAUAAGUCAACCAGAGAGAAAAAUAAGCAAAUUUGAGAGGCUUGAAAAAGAUGGAGUUGGAAGAAAGGAAAGCACGAGAGAUUCAGGUGGGGGUUUGGUUAUGCCAGAAGAAUCAUUGAUAGGAAAAGUGGAUAAAUACAGGCCUAGAACCUUAAGUGAAAUUAUGGUCAAUAAUCAAAUCGAGAAAACAAAGAAACUUAUAUUAAAAGCUGAAAAGGCCCAACUUAAGAUUCAGCAGAGAAAGAAGGAAUGGGAAGAACUCUACAAGAGUAAGCCUGAUGAUGACUUUGAAGACCCCAAAGAUGUUCAGGCCAUCAAAGAGGCCCAGCUGUACAUGGGAGACUUCAACCUGAAGACAGCCUCAGACUAUAAGAUACCAGAGCACAUGAGAAUGAAUGCUGCCAAGAAGGAAGAGGAGCUGGGCCAACUAGAUGCUUUGGCUUAUUCAAAGAAAAGGCACAUGAACAAGUGCAUCAUCUCCCUCCGAGACCUUAAAGUGGCUGUCGUAGAGGAGAUACAGUGUCUGGUACAAGAACUGAAGAACAUCCAGUCAGUUCUUCACGUAUCCAAGCACAUUCCCAUCCCCGAUAUCCCUCAGAUAUAUCCAGAAGAAGUUCCAGAAAAGAGAUUUCAUUAUGAUGAGGAAACUCUCCUAACUUUUCAGCGAGAGAAGAUAAAAAGUGAGGAUGAAAAGUGCCUCCCAAUGGAGCAGGCAGCGCCUGAAAACUUAAUCGGAGGAUUCCUCAGACCCUCUAUUGUAAGGGAAGGGGAUGUGACGACGCGCGAUUCACUGUCUAGAUCAUCAAAGGCAUCAACCCACCUUACAGAUAUUCCAAAGCCAGUAGAAUUUGAAAAAACAGAGCCAACCGACAUGGAGCUGGAGAUUAUGAAGCGGGAAGAAGUUAAACACGUGUACAUGCAGCAGUAUUUGGCCAACAGGGUCAGAGAACUUAUUGUCACUUUUGAUGCAGAACUUCGUCUCCUGAGACAUCAGAAACUGAAACUGGAUACUCAGAUGAAAUUAUCUGACUUGCACCAUCUCACAUUGUUUCAAGAAAUGCUUCUCCUCAAGAAUUUUGAAAAGCAGGAGAAUAUACUUCAAGAGCGUGUUAAUUCAUUAGACCAAGAGGAACAGGACAUGCAAUGGAAAAUAAAUGAAACUCUUAAAGAGAUGGAAGAGAAAAAGAUUGAAAUUGCAAAGCUCCAAGAACAAGAAAAGGCACUCUAUGCUAGUUUCCAAGCAGCCCUGGGAGAAAACAAUAAAUUUGCUAACUUCCUCAUGAAGGUCCUAAAGAAGAGGAUUAAGAGGGUGAAGAAAAAGGAAGUUGAAGGAGAUGCUGAUGAAGAUGAAGAAAGUGAAGAAUCAAGUGAAGAAGAAUCAAGCUUGGAGAGUGAUGAGGAUGAGUCUGGAUCUGAAGAUGAUGUUUUUGAUGACUCCAUCUGCCCCUCAAAUUGUAAUGUAAGUCUUUUUGAACUGGCCCUUCAACUUAGAGAAAAGAGGCUGGACAUUGAAGAAGCCUUAGUUGAAGAAAAGAAAAUUGUCGAUAACCUCAAAAAGGAAUAUGACACAUUGUCCAAAAAAGUAAAAAUUGUGGCAACUAAUCUGAACGCAGCAGAGGCAGCCUUGGAGGCUUAUCAACGAGAGAAGCAGCAGCGGCUGAAUGAACUGCUGGUUGUGAUUCCACUCAAGCUCCACCAGAUAGAGUAUGUAAUAUUUGGAGAAAUACCUAAUGACCUUUCUGGAACAUUGGUCUUUUCUAAUCACUCCUUGAGUCUGCUGCAAGAGCGAAUCGUAUACCUUCAGGAGGAAAAUGCCAAGCAGCGCAAACUUAACAAAGAAUACCGGGAGAGGCGUAAACAGCUUAUCCGAGAAAAAAGACAGAUGGCAAAAACUAUCCAGAAAAUGGAAGAGACAGUUCGUCAACUAAUGAUCAGCAAAUUUGGCCGUGUGAUAGACCUGGAAGCCCUUCAGACACUCUCUGUGAACACAACACUUGAAGAACUGAAGAUCAGAAAACUUCGAAAGGAGCUAUCGAAUGCAAAGGAGAUGAAGAUGUGGGAGGAAAAGAUUGCUCAAAUGCGAUGGGAAUUGAUGAUGAAGACAAAAGAACACACCAAAAAGCUUCAUCAGAUGAAUGAUUUAUGUGUUGAAAAGAAGAAACUGGACUCUCGGCUGAAUACGUUACAGAACCAGCAGGGCAAUGCCUUCCAGGCUCCUCGGAAAGCAGAUAUUGUGGCAAAAGAGAAGGUCACUAAAUUGAUCCAAAUCCAAGCACAAAGAAUUGUGGCCUUAAAGGAAGAGAUUGCUCUUCUGCGUAAGAAAGGAGGUCUCACCCUCCCACCCAUUCGGUCUCCACAGCAGAACUAGAUAAAGUCCACGGGGCUCGAGGUUUGCCUUUUGGACAUGUGCUUCACCAGAAGGUCUGUUUUUUUUGGUCACGUACUACAAUCUUAUUUUAAAGUGAACUUAUCUAAAAGUCUAAAUCCAGAUCUUAGUCAUGUAGUUUUAAUAAUUUCUCUCAUUUGGUUAUUUUAGAACAGACUGUAGCACUUAACAUCUAUUUAUUAAUGAACUGAACCAUUUUAGAUUUGUUUAGAACCAAGUCUAAACAAAAGGCUGCACCUCAAAACUGCAACAAAGCAUGUGUUUUAGGGAAGUUUGUAUUUGGUUUUCUGACAUUUUAGCUGUUGGCAAGAAAAGCUAUCAUUCAGCAAUCCAUCCUUUUUUUUUUGAUCCUUGGAAAAUAAACUUUGACGAUAAGUUUUCUGAGAGGACAUGAGAAAAAAACAAACUUAUUUUGCCAACAUCAUCACAGAAUAAGAAAUGCAAUUUAGAAUUCCGACAUUGUUAACGUCAUGAAACAAUUAUUUGAGGAUUCAGGCAAUGCAGAGAUGUACCAGAGCAGUCUGCUUUGGGUUAGCAGAAAGCAGGCAAAUAACCAGCUUCCUGAAUCACCCACAGUUUUAGCAAACUCAGCUCUGACAGGAAUAGCAGGAUAUGUUUUCCAGAAUGGCCAAAAAAAGGUUUUUUUUUUCCCCCCCUCUGAAGAUGUUUAUGACUCUACCUGUCUUCUAAGUAUUCCCAUGGUUUCUCAAGUCUUACGCCGCUUUCUCUCAGGUUCUACUUGAGUCAUUUGCUGUUUUUGAUAUAGAAGUAAUGAGGCAAGAUCAAAAUCAUUCUGAAGGAACAUCUCUAACAAUCACUUUGGAAGGUAUAUGGCAUUUUAAACUAAUUUGGGAGUGUCUUUUUGAUUUGGGGGUAAGUGGCCACUGGGAUCUUGGAAUGAGCUCACUGAUAUUUGGAUCGCUGUUGGUAACACAAUGGAGCACUUUGAUUCAGACCUCAAGGACUUAUUCCAUUGGAGCUGUCUCAGAAUAUAAAGUUGGUCACUGAGAUGGAAAGGUGAAGAAGGCAAUACUGCUUUAAUGUAGACAGGGACUCAGCAAUGUCAAGUAUCCCUAACCCGUGGCUAGCUUGCUGAGCUGCCCGCCCCAAAUUAUAAAGAGGAUUAACUUGCUUUGUAUGUUACAAUAUAUGUGUAUGUGAGAGCUGGACACUUGAUCUCUAAGAUUCUUUCAUAUUCCUGUUUAAGAAGUCUGAAUAGUUUGUGCCUAUCACCAUAAAUCUCUGGUGUAGUAGCGUCUCUACUAGAGAGAAUACAUUUUUAGCACCUUUUCUACUAUAUGCUCUAAACUAUGUGUGUCUUUGAAUCUUUUAGGAAAAUGUUCUAGUCACAGCUGUUUUACUUAUUUACUGCUGCAUAGUUUCAAACAACAAGAACCAUGCAGUCACCACAACACUUGUGCCUUCAUCCAUAAUGUUUGGAAUUCUAUUUUUUUGGAUUAGAUGGAUAACUUUAGUUUCAUGUCUGCUUUAGUUUCAUGUCUGCUUGAAUCCAGAUUCAGUCUUGACUCGAUAAUUUUAAUGAGCAUUCAAAGCUUUGGAAAGUUCAAACAGGAGACACCCAGUAUACAGCUUGGGCUGGGGGGAUGGAAAACUAUCCUGCUUCCCACAUCAAGGAGUUCUCUGCCCUGACAGAAGGCAGCCUCACCUGGAAAGGCCAGAAAUCAGUUUGAAUUAAGUUACUUGUGGAUCUACUGUUAAUAUAACUUGAAAGAAAAAAAGACAACUGUGGAGUCCAAACUUUCUGUCACAACUUCACAGUAAAGAGCGUGAUUAUUGACACCAAGGCGGCCUGUCCCACGUGGGAAGGCUGCCCUCUCAGAGAGGUCUUGAGCUGAGCUCUGUGUCCCCCACCAGGUCCUGCCCACUUGGCCUUACGCUACCCCUUAGUAAUUUAGAAGCCUCUGUUGGCCGAGUUAAAUCUAAAUUUUAAAAUGAAUCUAAAGAAAAGCAAUGAAAUUAAAUAUUCAGAACUUCCCAAAGCUUCGAAUGCUCAUUCAAUGAACUGAAUGAAAACGGAGUAAUUUCACUUUCUAGGCUGAAAUUUGAAAGCCUAAUGGUUCCAUUCUUUCCUGCAAUUAUCUCUGUCCUUUAACAUGCAUUAAAAGCACUACUGUUGUGGUACCAAUGCUGGGCAGUAAACAAUGUCACUCAUCACAGAAGUUCACCAUCUUCACUUUGGAGAUAAAAAAUUUUAAGACAAUGGGAUAGAUAAUGUUAGCGCUCAAAUUUGAGAGUCCCUGGAUUAACUGAGUGAAGAGCGAGAGCACUGGUCCUGCCCCACACUUACCCUUAGUACCAGGUUGUCUGAAGUCACGUCUUCUUCCCAUUUAAAUGUUCUUUAUAGGCCUUCAAUUUAUUUCUUAACAUUUUAAAAAUACUGCUUUUCUGAAAGUCAUGUUGUCUUAGUUCUUUUUCCACUUCAGCUGUUUGAUGGAAAAGAUACAGGAAACCUAGAGAGCAGGUGCUGUGUUUGCUCUGGCCAGCAGAGGGCGCGCUUGUCCUAGACAGUCCGUUACUCCUGAGCUUUCCAAAGAUCUUGUUUCUCAAAUUUGUGACUAGAGUGUGGCAGUUCAUCUGUUACUCCACUUUACUGAAAUCUAGAAAAUGUUUUCCUUCUGAGAACACUUAAAUUGUGUUAGGGCUUUCCCUGCAAACUUCAGCCUUCAUCUAGUUAUAUCAAGAUUGAUCUGUGGUUGGACAGCAGUAAGCAAUGUUGUUUUGAAACAACCAGUGAGUGAACUCCUCUGGCUAUGUUGGUAGAUUUUUGGAAAAAAGGGAAAUGAGUUUUAUCAGGCACAACAUGUUCAUGCGUGUAGCACAGCAUUUAAGCAAUUACCAACAUUUUGGGGAAAAUAUUUGGUCUUCGACACACACUGAGGUAGAAAAGCUUAGUUUCAUUGACAUUCAACAGUUAAAGACAUUUGCUACCUUCCUUUUCCCUAUCUCCUCUCUUGAUAAAUCUGGGAACAGCACAAGUGGGUAUUUUCUUCAAAUACUCAAACUGAAGCCUAACAUGGAAAGAGACUGCUGAGUCAUAAGUGACUAAGUUGAAGGCUACGGGGAAGACUAAACAUUUAUUUAGAAGUUACAGUGUUUGUUUUUACAGCGAUAUGUUGCCACAGAUUAUUGAUUCUGGAAGGUUUGUUAAUGCUUAUAGUACUUAUAAUGCUUCUAGUACACAACAAAGUCCAUUCUCACCGGCCUCUUCUGAAAACAUGUCCUGUAGCAGCAGCUCCGUCCUUGUGCGUGGGGAUCUCCAGCCGGUCACGUGCGGUCCCUGCUUUGCCCUCUUGGUCGUGGCGGCUUCUCUGUGGGCCUCCAGGCAGUGGCAGGAAUUCUGAGUGAAGAGCUGUUCCUCUUUCUUGGCUGACUCGUGUUCGGUUGCAGCUUGUUUUCCUUCUCAUACCUCCAUGGGUAGGAUUCCCUUGCUCUCUCCAGAAUUAUAAAAAACAUACAUUUAUUUACAAGUGCAUAAAUAUAUAAAUAUGGCUAUUAUAGAAAAAUAAAUACCAAUUUUCUGUCUUUUUUUAAAAUAA
This is a messenger RNA of Talpa occidentalis (Iberian mole), 9189 nucleotides long. It is a transcript of the gene CFAP44, whose product is annotated as cilia and flagella associated protein 44. Gene Ontology annotation, molecular function: protein binding. The coding region runs from base 107 to 5614 and encodes 1835 amino acids. The transcript has 35 exons. The record is from RefSeq and is a predicted model, not a curated record. NCBI's taxonomy places the organism in Eukaryota, Metazoa, Chordata, Mammalia, Eulipotyphla, Talpidae.